CUGCAUAAAAGAAAUUGAAUCUGCGCCCACAGCUGAGGAUUCGGGUGCAGAAGUAGGUGGCGAGGAGAAUAAAACUGGUGAUGGGGCAUCUUGUUUGGAUAAUACGUAUGAAGAGACUGCUGACGCUGUUCUGUUGUCAUCUACAGCAACGAUUGGAAGUACUGAGUUUACUUAAAAGAAUCCUUAAAAAGAAGUCGUGGAAGUUUUGCGGAACGACAAUGUAAUUCAAGUUGCAGACAACAAUGAAAAUAUGAAUAUUGUUCGAUCUAGUGAAGACGAUCCGUGUUACCUAGAGAAAUGCUAUACAAUUUUGCUACCGUUUGGAAUAGGAGGGUAUGGUGAGUUUCGUAAAAUCCCCAUAUCCCAACAAGCUUUGGACAUGCUUACCCGAAAAUGCAUGUUCAACAAAGUCAUGGCGAGUACAAAACUUCAUUCUCGAACUGUUGAUUGCAAUGGGCAAUCUCUGAACAAAGGAGAAGUAUUUGGUCAGAUAUCUGCUAUCGAUAUACAGAAGGCAGCUGAAUUCAAACAACACAAUCAAGACAAGACAAUGCGCCACUGCUGCAGCCCUCGAAAAACGUAUGCCGCCACUUCCCACAAGUGCUUGCGGGCCAUCGCAACCUUCACAAGCAGAUUGGACGUGAAUAUCUUGAAAAAACCUUGAAAAGGUUACUUCCUCUCAUGAUAUAACGUCAAAAAUAUGGUUUGUGGAAGCUGACUCGGUGGUAGGUGGAAAGCGGGACUAGCUUUGACACCAGUAACGAAGAUAUUUCACAUCGUGUAGCAAAUAAUGCUUCGACUGGAAGAGAGGCUAACGAACGCUGUACCAUUUCGAAUGAACUGACGAACUGACAGAUGAAGAAGAUACAAUCAACAACAUCGUUGAAAAACUCAACAUCUAUCUACGACGAAGAGCUCCUGUUUUGUUCGUCCCAGAAUUUAACGAAUCCAUUAUGGCUGUUCUCAACUGCAACAAUUGU
This is a messenger RNA of Daphnia pulex (common water flea), 980 nucleotides long. RefSeq lists its product as uncharacterized. The transcript has 3 exons. Lineage: Eukaryota; Metazoa; Arthropoda; Branchiopoda; Diplostraca; Daphniidae. The coding region runs from base 251 to 664 and encodes 137 amino acids. The record is from RefSeq and is a predicted model, not a curated record.